Molecule: messenger RNA, 1380 nt
Organism: Juglans microcarpa x Juglans regia
Lineage: Eukaryota; Viridiplantae; Streptophyta; Magnoliopsida; Fagales; Juglandaceae
Product: serine/threonine-protein phosphatase PP2A-4 catalytic subunit
Exons: 11
Coding region: 121-1062 (313 amino acids)
Biological process (GO): peptidyl-serine dephosphorylation; mitotic cell cycle
Cellular component (GO): cytosol
Molecular function (GO): protein serine/threonine phosphatase activity
Source: RefSeq, a predicted model, not a curated record
CGUUCGAGUCCCUCCUCCACGCGCUGUCCCGUUUCGACUCGGUUGCCCGAGCAAGGACACGAGAAAACCUCAAUUCUAGGGUUGGGGUUAUCGCUAAUUUGGAUACGGUACAGGAGCAAGAUGGGCUUGGAUUCCUUACCGUCGGAAUCGAGCAACGACCUCGAUGAGCAGAUCGCACAGCUCAUGGAGUGCAAGCCACUCUCGGAGCAACAGGUCAGAGCGUUAUGCGAGAAGGCUAGGGAGAUAUUAAUGGAAGAAAGUAAUGUCCAGCCUGUGAAAAGCCCCGUAACAAUUUGUGGUGAUAUUCAUGGGCAGUUUCAUGAUCUUGCCGAACUAUUUCGAAUUGGAGGGAAGUGUCCAGACACCAAUUACCUCUUCAUGGGGGAUUAUGUAGAUCGAGGGUAUUAUUCUGUCGAAACCGUGACGCUCUUGGUGGCCCUGAAAGUGCGUCACCCUCAGCGGAUUACUAUUCUUAGAGGGAACCAUGAAAGUCGUCAGAUUACUCAGGUUUAUGGAUUUUAUGAUGAAUGCCUGCGGAAGUAUGGCAAUGCUAACGUGUGGAAGAUCUUCACAGACCUUUUUGAUUAUUUCCCGUUGACUGCUUUGGUUGAGUCAGAAAUUUUUUGUCUGCAUGGUGGACUGUCUCCUUCAAUUGAAACCCUAGAUAGCAUCAGGAACUUUGAUCGUGUUCAAGAGGUUCCUCAUGAAGGACCCAUGUGUGAUUUGUUAUGGUCUGACCCAGAUGACCGGUGUGGAUGGGGUAUUUCACCUCGUGGUGCUGGAUAUACUUUUGGCCAGGAUAUAUCUGAUCAAUUCAACAACACAAACAACUUAAAGUUGAUUGCUAGAGCUCAUCAAUUGGUUAUGGAUGGAUUUAACUGGGCCCAUGAACAAAAGGUGGUGACUAUAUUUAGUGCACCCAAUUAUUGUUAUCGCUGUGGGAACAUGGCUUCAAUCUUGGAAGUUGAUGAUUGCAAGAGCCACACGUUCAUCCAGUUUGAGCCAGCUCCUAGAAGAGGAGAACCAGAUGUUACCCGCCGAACGCCGGAUUAUUUCCUAUAAAAACAGCUGCCUUCGUUUCCAAAUAAUCACCAGUUAUUUCUUCUAGCAGAACAUGUAUUCUCGUUACUCUGCUUUCCUUCUCAUGGUUGUCAGGUAGGUGUGCACCUUUGUAUGGGAGAUCUAAAAUGUAUGAAUUUUUCCUCGCCAUGCACUUCUGGUGGUUGCAGGAGCUGAGGAAGAUAUGUAAUAGGCUGGUAAAAAAUGCUCACUGAUUUGUCACACAUUUCAAACAAUGCUGGCAGUGGUAGAGAUAGUGUAGCUGAGACAGUCGGGAUGUAUUAUUUCCAGUAGAAAUGUGGAGAUUGCCUUUUUUUUUCC